UUGAUACUUGAUGGUGACUUGCAAAAAGUUGUAUGGUUCAAAUCUUCUGAUUGGUUUGGAGCUAGGCGGUCGUAAUUUGUGUUGGCAAAAUACUCCGCCUGCAAGUCAUGGUUCAUAUGUUUCACAUGAUCAGUUGGGAUCUCGAACGCCUGCUUGAUCUGGGGAUCAUCCCAGCACGUUUGUCCACGAGACAGCGGUCAAAUCAACAUGGGCAACUACCCCGGACUGCUUCGGCGUUUCCAUAUAUGCGGUUUCUGGCCCUGACUGACCAGGAUGUCUGGGAUCUAAUACAGAAGACCAUGAGCUGCUGUGGACUUAAGACGUUGAAAGAACAGUUUCAGAAUGAAAACACCUGGCGCUUGGCUGUGGACUAAGAUUACUCUGAUCUGUGACGAUAAGGCGAUCAAACACAGAGGUCUUCCUCAUAGGCAAUCGUAUCUGGGUAAGCCAUUGCACUGGUCCCGUA
Molecule: messenger RNA, 466 nt
Organism: Aspergillus caelatus
Lineage: Eukaryota; Fungi; Ascomycota; Eurotiomycetes; Eurotiales; Aspergillaceae
Exons: 1
Coding region: 108-374 (88 amino acids)
Source: RefSeq, a predicted model, not a curated record